GGGAAGACCGAGCAAAACCAAAACGAGGAGAAUCAGAAGAAAGCCACAAGAAAAAGACAGAGAACCCUGGGAAGAGAAGAUGAUUGAGGUGGUGUUGAACGAUCGGCUAGGGAAGAAGGUGCGCGUGAAGUGCAACGAUGAUGACACCAUCGGUGACUUGAAGAAGCUGGUGGCUGCUCAAACCGGUACUCGAGCGGACAAGAUUCGGAUUCAGAAGUGGUAUACCAUCUAUAAGGAUCAUAUCACUCUUAAGGACUACGAGAUCCAUGAUGGCAUGGGCCUCGAGCUCUACUACAGCUAAACCUAUCAAGGUAAGUGAUGAUAUGAUAAGCAAGGCAUGUUGGUACUGGGAAGGACUACUUUGCUAGUAAUGUCUUGUAUGAUAAUAUUGGCAGGGCCAAGUUUUUAAGUAAUGUCUUGUAUGAUAGCACAUGUUAUACUCCUUAAAACUUGUAAUAGCUUGUUCAUGGUGAUUUAAUAUGAAUGGUUUUUUUUUUUUU
Molecule: messenger RNA, 500 nt
Organism: Mangifera indica (mango)
Lineage: Eukaryota; Viridiplantae; Streptophyta; Magnoliopsida; Sapindales; Anacardiaceae
Product: ubiquitin-like protein 5
Exons: 2
Coding region: 80-301 (73 amino acids)
Biological process (GO): mRNA splicing, via spliceosome; protein modification process
Cellular component (GO): cytoplasm; nucleus
Molecular function (GO): protein tag activity; protein binding
Source: RefSeq, a predicted model, not a curated record